Molecule: messenger RNA, 9141 nt
Organism: Porites lobata
Lineage: Eukaryota; Metazoa; Cnidaria; Anthozoa; Scleractinia; Poritidae
Source: the annotation of a GenBank genome assembly
AUGACAAGAGACGGAUACAAGAAGGUUCCUGAUGAAGAUCACACAGAGAAAGUCAGCUGUCUAUCAUUCAUGUUCUUUCAUUGGAUGAACAAUGUGCUCAAGACAGGCAAUGAACGACCAAUAGAGCAAAGUGACUUUUUGCCUCUUUCGGAAGAAAACACGUCCUCUUUUCUAAUUGAACACCUUCAGAAAGAAUGGAACAAGGAAAAAGCCAAGUGCAAGGGAAAGACAAAACGACCAAAACUUUGGAAAAGCGUUCUAAAACUGCUUCCUCUCAAAGAAGUGCUGAUUCUAACCGUGAACUACGCUUUGUAUUCUCUGUCACGCCUCCUGCAGCCAUUGCUUCUAGGAUUUUUUAUGGUAUCUCUGAUGUCACCAGAAUUACACUCGGUGUAUCUUUUGUAUGGUUGUGCUUUAGGCAUGGGUAUCAAUGCUUUGAUUGGUUCGCUUGCCAUGCACCACUUUGACUACAGAGGUGAAGUGUGGGGACUUCGAUUUAGCAGCGCCCUCAAAGGAUUAAUUUACCUCAAGGUAAGGAUAUGACAGUCAUUCCCGCCCUUCCCAUCUUCUAAGGAAAAAAGCCCUGGGAACGAGGUUGGAUUUUUUCCCUACAACGACCUCCACAAGAAUAAACCUUUCCUUUAAUUUGAAUACUUCAGCAGCGACCUUAGCCGCAAGAAACCAAACUUUAUUCAGUCACCUCCUAAUGAUACGUAUAAACAGAACAUAAAAUCCUUUAUGUACGUAUAUAACUAUAGAUGUCUAAACUGAAAAUUUCUUAUUAUCCACUUCCCUAAGGACUCUUUAGAGUUAUUAAUCACAUUUGUUUGGGGGACUUUUUGCCAGUCUACUAACGAUCAAUGAAGUAGUAAGUUAUGAAUACCACCCCCCCCAAAUAUGAAUCUGAAUUUGACAUCGACAACGGCACCCACCAGGGAUUCCGUCCCCGGAUAUAUGUUACUAAAACGGAGAACUGGGAGACUGGAACUAGCACGGGGAACAGGAAAAUGAAAAAAUGGAAACAAAGUAGAGAGCUGGAAAUGAACUUAGUGAUAGGGCUGAAGUUCCAGUUAGGUUUUUUUCUCAUCCUUCAUUUUUGCCGUUUCGCGUGCUUGUUCCCCGCUCCUUGUUUAUUCACAUCCCUCUGUCCCCUGCUAUUAAAGAAGAGUGUGAAGGUUUUUAGCGCCUGGGGGAGAGCCCAAUCUUAUUUGGCCUUGGCAGGUACGUGCCGCUAAAGAGAGUUAGUGUUUUAAAGAGGGUGUCGUUUCUGGCCCCGAAGCUUUUAAAAGAGGGGGAAUUGGGUUGGCGAUGAGCGGUCUAUAUUUGUGGCACCGACAACAAAAAUCUAAUUCUAUGAUCGCAGUUUUUUAAACCUAAUUCUGUACGCGAAAUGAGCCAGUGUCAUUUUAUGAGCUCUCUUGUCUUUAACAGGGAAGCGAAAGACGAUUUUUGUGCUAAAAAGGGUCAUUGUUUGAAGUCCUCGGCGACACUGGUACCCAAAACUCCCUUGAGCGCCGCCCCAGGCUUUUACAUUCCACAAAAUCUUUUUAUGAGCAAAGGUGGUGAGGAACCUAUCGUUUAUGGCUUAACCGAGAAGACUGGUAACUCGAACCGUUUGCAGACAACAAAGGCAGCACUUUCUCCUCAGGCAUUUUAAAGCCCCGAGCGUUGAUCCGGCUGAGUUGUGAACAUGCGACCUCCCUGUUCAGCGGACUUCUAUUCUUUUUCAUUGGAAUUUUAAGACAAAUUUUUCACGCGCAGGGCUCCUGUCACGCGUCAGUGUUUAAUUGCUAAUCUUUUCGACCUUUUAUAACAAUCAGCUAACGUCUGGUAGUUUAUUUCUUUUUCAGACACUCGUUCUCACGAAGAGUGCCUUGCUAAAGUUUUCAACUGGGCACGUGAUCGAUCUCAUAUCAAACGAUGUGCAACGAUUAGAAGAGGAGGCUUUCAAGUUACUAUUCUCAAUAGUUUUUACAUUAUUCGAGGUCGCCGUAGUCACAAUCUGGCUGGUGUACUUUAUCGGCUGGCAGUCAUUAAUGGGCGUUAUUUUCCUGGCUUGUCUUUCUCCAUAUUACGCUCUGAUGUCCGCCGCUGGCUCUAAGUUGCGCCUGCGCACAGCCGGGGUUUCUGACCAGAGGCUCUCGUGGAUGAACCAGGUAGUUUCUGGGAUUCGCGCCAUCAAAACAAAUGCAUGGGAGAAGGAAUACCGAGAGAGCAUUAAAAGUACACGAAGGUAGGAAAAACACAAUAGACCUUUAAACUUGUAAAUUUGUUUUUUUCAAGUCAGACCAGGUAAUGCUCUUAAGGGAAUUUGCCGUGUCUCUUCAUAAAUCAUGCACAAAUAUGCAUGGUUAUCUCCUACACAAAAGUACGUGGCUUUUGUACUAAAAGACAACGUACUUAAGAAACAAUGAGUUCCUAAUUAGACCUUUCUAUGCUACGCAAAAUCUAUGUAUAUAACAUAAAGAAUGAAGUAGCCUCAGAACUGACAGCAGACAUUUCGUGCGCGAGCCCACCACUGGUUUUCCCGCGAAGAAAUGAAAUCUGAGGAACGAGCGCAGAAAUUCCAUACUGAUGACGUGUCACUACCCAGAUCUGGGUAGUGUCUGAUUGGUUGAAGCAAGAUUUCCCACGCGGCGCGACAAAUCAGAAACACUAUCCAUACUUAGGGUCAAUUUCAUAGAACUAUUACAAGUGUAAUUUACAAGUGUGGCUAUUGCUCUCAUUCUCUAAAACAAUAGCCAUACUUGUCAAUUACACUUGUAAAAGUUUUAUUAAACUGGCUCCAGGAUAGUGAAAAGUCAUUAGUAGAGAAUUUAUGCGCUUGUUUCUAAGACGUUAUUUCGUGUGAAAACCACUAGUGGUAUCGCGAAGUGUCAGCAGUUUUCUCAGGCUAACAAUGACGCGCAUCUUUUAAUAUCAUUAAUUCUUUUAAUAUUUUCUUUUCAGCCGUGAGAUAAGUAUUAUCCGAAAGAAGAGCAUCAUUUUGACAAGCCUUGCUGCCUUGGACAUGGCUUCAGGGCCAAUAGCUGCACUUGUGUCUGUUAUCGCAAUGGCAUUAACUGGGAAACACCUGACACCAGUUAAUGUUUUCAUGCUUAUCUCUUUCAUCUAUGUAUCAAGAGUCACCUGUUCAAUUUUAUUGGCCAGUGGUUUGCAAGACACAUAUGACGCAUAUGUUUCACUCAACAGAAUAGAAUAUUUUCUUCUGUUACAAGACCCACCCAGGGGCACUGCUCCAGCUCUUCAGUUCGCGGAUCCCACAAGAAACAUGGAGGGGACCGCAGCGAUGUUGAAGGGUUCUUUAUGGCAGCGCAAGGAAGAAAUGAGAGAAAACGAAGAAGAUGGCAUUGCUGAACAUCAAACCCGUGACACGAUGGAUACUUUGAUUGUUUCAAGAUUAAGUUAUGAACAGUCAAAGCGAAAAGAUGAAUUUAUUCUACAAGAUAUCGAAUUUAAGGCAGCUUCAGGGACCUUAACAGUCAUUACCGGGCCAGUAGGUAGCGGAAAGUCUACCCUUCUCUCAGCAAUCGCUGGCGAGGUACCAGACAAACAGGGGAACGUAAUCUGCAGAGGGGCUCUUGUUUACGCACCUCAGAUAGCUUGGGUAUUCUCGGGAACAAUUAGAGAAAACGUUUUGUUUGGCGAACCAUACAAUGAAUCCAAGUACAAAAGAGUCAUUGAAGCUUGUGCGCUGAGAGAAGACAUUCAUCAGUUUUCCGAUUGUGACGAAACAAUGGUUGGAGAACGCGGUGAAUUGUUGAGUGGGGGUCAGCGGGCCAGAGUAAGCUUGGCACGCGCAGUCUAUGCUGAUGUGGACCUUUACUUGUUCGAUGACCCCUUAAGCGCCGUAGAUGUCAAGGUUGGUCAACAUAUUUUUGAAAAAUGCUUCAAAGACCUGCUGGGUCAAAAAACCCGUGUGAUUGCUUCCCACCAAGAGCAGCUUAUGGAAGAGGCUGAUAAUAUCAUUAUGUUGUAUAAAGGAUGCGUGUUGGGUGAAGGAAGCUUUAAUGAGCUGAAGAAAAGAGGAAUUCUGAAUGAAACUAUUGACCCACUUUAUGCCAUGAAAGUAAGCAGUGGCAAGUCAGAUCACCACCUUGAUGAACGUAAUAAUGAGGACGAUGGUGCAUCCGACAAACCUUUCCCACCUCAGGUCAAAAACGAGGCAAAGGGUCUACAGAUAUCGGAAGAAGAUCGCAUGAUCGGAGUCGUGUCAUCCAAGCUUUACUGGAAUUACUUCAGAAGCGGGUUGAAUUCACUGGCGAUAAUUUCAUUAUUCCUACUUGUUCUCAUUUCACAAGGUAAGCGACAGUUUUACAGGUUUAGAGAACGGAUUGUAUCAUCGGAAAAGCCCCGACGCGUUAUAUAUUUUCAUCAAUAUAAUGAUGAGUUAAAUACAACCCUACUGGAAACUACGCUCUCCUGGAGAGACGACGGGAAGAGAGACCUGCGCUACUAAGUUGCAAUAUACGCUUUCGCGAGAGCACUGUACGCAUGCGUACAUUAUCACCCCUUACAUUAUCCGCUGACGCCCCCUAAGAAUAUCCAGUUUGCAUAACCGAGUCUUUCAAACGCAGCUUGUAAACUGCGUUUCAUCCGCCCCGACUCUCUUAAAAAAUAUCAAUAGCAAUAACAGUAACUAUCAUAACAAUAAUGAUAAUGAUAAUAAUAAAAUACUGAUAGUAAUAGUAGUAAUAAUAAUAACAAUAAUAAUAAUAAGGAAGAAGAAGGAAAUUAAAAAGAAUUUUCCCUUCCAAAUCAUGGAAGGAAAAUGAUGAUGGGAAAACGGAAAAUCAGGCGUCAGGUUAACUGAUGAAUAUGAAAGUCAGUUAUAAAAUGAAAAGUCCAUCCACUGAAAUCACACAAACUCUUACGUAGCGCCGAGAUAAUUGUUGUUUUACUUAUCAAACCUUUUUGCUUUUCUAACUUGACGUUAUCGUUGCCGUCGCCGUCGCCGUCGCAGUUGUUUUAAACUGUUUUUGUCUCACUCUUUUCACAGCAUUGCUAGUUUCUCCUGAUGUAUGGCUGUCUAUUUUGACACAGAAAAGUCCAGACGAUCAGCGUAACAAGACGAAUUUAACCAUCUACGGUUGUCUGGUCACCGCAGCCUUCAUAUUUGCCAUCAUCCGAGCGCAGGUAUUCCACCUGGCUUCACUGAGAUGCUCAGAACGUCUUCACGACAAAAUGGUUGUGGCUGUUCUACAAGCCCCGGUGCUCUUCUUUGACUCCAAUCCCGUGGGGAGAAUCAUGAAUCGUUUCUCUAGAGAUAUAGGUUGUUUGGACGAAUUACUGCCUAAAACGUUUCUGCUCUCCAUUCAGUAUGCUUUGAUGAUGUCGACAGCAAUUCUUGUGCCAGCUGCCACGAAUCCUUGGCUUCUACUGGUUUUCGUACCCGCCACUUUCCUAGCUGUCUACAUUACCAGCUACUACUUGAAGACAUCUAGGGAACUGAAAAGACUGGAAUCCAUUUGUCGCAGUCCGGUUUUCUCUCACGUUUCAGAGACCCUGAAUGGACUGGACACGAUUCGGACAAGGAAAAGACAAGAUGACUUUGUGGAUCGGUUUCAUGGGUGUGUUGAAAUCUUUUUUUAUUUUUUCAUUUUUGCAUGAUAUAGUGAUUACAGACAAACACCUCGGGAAAACGGACACCUAUAGAGUUGAUCUAUGCCGCUCUUUACUCCCAGGGUUUGUGACAUCACUCUGAGACGGACCCAACGGUGUCCGUCUUCGGAGAGUCACGGCUAUCCCAGAAAAUAUCACUUCUUUCUACUCUCAAGCGCGAUUACUCAAAUGGUUUGAUGGUUAGGUUGCGUUUUUCGAGUUUAUAAUGAGACACGUUAAAUUGAACCAAAAUCCUUAUUUGACAGACAAGAAACUCUCAGCAGAUGAUUCUUCAACUUACUAUGGCAUACACACACUCAGUGAUAUUGGCUGUUUUAAGCAAUCUGACUGGUUCGCUAACUAGGAAAAUUGAGCAUCAUUCACUACCUAGCGAGUGAAAAAUGCAUGAUCUUCAAAACAGAAAAAAAAGGAAUUGAAUGAAAGAAGAUUAGAAACAAGUUAAGAAGCUUUUAACCGUUUUAUGAUGACGUUAAGAUAAAUAAGUGUGUUCUACUUUUCAAGGCAUUGCAAGGCGAAUCGCACAUGUAUAUCAAUUGACUAUUUUCGAAUUCCCCAUAAUACACUCUGUCUGCCCCCCAAAUUUUGCAUAACUUAUUGUCUUAAAAUGCUCUUGGGAAAAUACAAUACUCCCAGGAGCAUUUAAAAACAAUGGUUUAUGCAGAAUUUGGGGGGCAAACAGAGUGUAUUAUGGGGAAUUCGAAAAUAGAGAAUGAUCUCUCCCGUACAAGCCUGAAAAUUUUUUUCAGGCUUUCUUUCGCAACUGCAAAAGUUGCGUAUAUAACCACUAUGAUCAUCCUUCAUUUAAUUCUUCACUCCACAUUUCAAAUAUAUGAUUUUCAUAUAUUCAAAACUUGAUCUGUUAACUGUUACGAACAAAUCAGUGCACGGUAGAAAGACGAGACAUGGCCAAUAUAACUUCGUAUGCCCAAAGUUUCGACACAUCACCGAAGCGGGAAGGUCUUUUAGCGUCAGUAGCAUACGGUUGUGGAACAGUCUGCCUGAUGAUAUUAAAAGGAAAAACAGUCUUUCAUCUUUUAAGAAUGCUUUGAUAGCUUAUUUUAGAGAUUCUUAUAUUGAUAUUGAUAAUUUUGAAGCCUUAUCUUUGCAUUGUUAGGUUAGUUAAUUUAGUUGAAGGCCAAUAGCUUAUCAGCUUCUGCUGUUAUGUGUUAACUUAUUUUACUGAUUCUUAUAUUGAUAUUAAAAAUUUUUAAGCACUAUUGUAAAUAUAUAUCUGUAAUUUUUAGGUUAGUUAGUUUAGUUGGAGGGUCACUGGUUUAUCAACUUCUGCUGUUAUGUGUUUACCCUCAUUUUAAAAUAAAGUUGAUUGUUAUUAGACUUUAACAUGAAUAAAAACAACAGGCCAACCAACCUCUGAUGAGGAAGUAAUUUUGCGAAAUAAUUUCCCUACCGUCGGCUAGAAACGGGCAAAUUAGAAAUCAUGUUGCAUUCUCAUGAAGAAACCAAGAAUUUCUUUGGGAAUAUAAUAAAAUUUCUUUCGUUUUACUUCCUCAGGUAUCAAGAUGUAUACAGUCAGGUAUAUAUUAUGGUGAAGGCGAGUGCUCGGUGGCUUGGUCUUCAUAUGGAUCUUCUCUCUGCUAUAUUAAUUGGCACAGUGGCAGUAGCUGCCGCUUUGGUUUCUCAAGAUGCUGGUACGUGAACCAAUAUCCAGUCAUAACAUUGUUUCAACAUUGUGAAAGAGAACUUUAAGUUAAAUACACUUUUUCGCGUUCUUAUAUACAGAGGAAUCUCGAUUUUUCGAACCACCUCUGGAAUAGCGUUGAAAUUGGUUUAAUUGGGCCUUGUCCGGUCCACAUAAAAUCAAUUUGAGCCUUGCUCCGCUACUCCCUUGAAUACCGAAAAACCCAAACUUAAGAGAAAUGAAAGGUUUUUCUCUUUUGGCUCAUUAUAAAGCUGAAUUUUGCAAAACGGAAACAAAAUCGAAAUUAUUUUUAACCAAAUUGAACCAUUUUCAACAAUCACAAGGCCAAGUAAACAAAAACAAAACAAAUGUUUCUCUUCCCGCCCACUUCAUUUUUUGGGUCCGCCUCUCUUUUUUAUUAUUUGUUUAUGCCAAAAGAGGAGAUACAAGCCAAAGAAAAAAACCAAGAAACUUUCAGGCAGGCUAAAUGACAAAGCCAAGCAUUCAUUACACACUGCGUCCUAUUCACGUUUUUAAUGCAACCUACAUUACGAGAUAUAAGGUACGACACAUCACGUUGCUGUUUAAAACUUGUACCCUAUAAACCAAAUUUGUGUUUUAGCAAUAUCUGACGUUUCAUUCAAUCCCGACAUUAAUAUUUGUCCGAAGAACUCCAUCUUAUCCCUGGGAGAAGGCAAUAAUAAUUUGUAAAGAAAGCAUUAAAUUUAAAAGUAAAUAAAAGUCAGAAAUAACAAAAAAGAUCCCGCCUGCUCUCUUUUUCGAAGUAAGCCGGACGAGAAACAGUUGCCGCUUUUUUUUUUCGCUUGGCCUAACAAGAACAAAAACAACUAUUAAUAGUAGCAGUAUUUAGUACGGUUUUUAUUACCAAAAGCGGUAGGAUGCAAAAUUAAUAAGGUCAGCUGUAACAAAAACUUAUAAACACGUUAAAUAUUCUUUUUCUUUUCCAAUUAGCAUUUGCUGGUCUAGCCCUUGUUUACGUUAUUCAAACUUCAGUUGUCACACAAUACGCCGUCAGGAAAGCCUCAGAAGUCGAAAAUUUAAUGACAUCAGUUGAACGAGUUAUCACGUAUACCAAACUUGAGUCUGAGCCUGGAUACAAAGUGAAACGACUUCCCCCGGAAAAUUGGCCAAGUGAAGGAAAUAUCACAUUCCAUGACGUAUCACUGACGUAUUAUCCGGGAGGUCCUCAAGUACUGAGGAAAAUAAACCUCACAAUCAAAGGAAGAGAAAAGAUUGGUAUCGCUGGUCGAACGGGCGCAGGAAAAUCUUCAUUUGUCGCUUCUCUAAUGCGCAUGCCCGAAGCCGAUGGAGUGAUAACGGUCGAUGAAGUUCGAAUAAAGGACAUAAACCUCUACGAAACACGACGCUCAAUAUCAAUUCUAGGCCAAAGUCCUGUUAUUUUUAGUGGAUCACUCAGAAAAAACCUUGAUCUUAUGGAGCAGUUUCAAGACGCAGAAUUGUGGUGCGCUCUAGAAGAUGUACAGCUGAAAGAUUUAGUGGAAAGCCUGGAGGGGCAGCUGAAUCAUGAGUUAUUGGAGUACGGGGGAAAUGUCAGUGUAGGAGAACGCCAACUGAUCUGUUUGGCUCGAUUGUUGCUACAGCAGAACAAGAUCAUUAUCUUGGAUGAGCCAACUGCACACGUUGAUCCAGACACAGAACAAACCAUUUGGAAGGUGGUUCAUGAGAAGCUGAAGGACUCCACAAUCAUCACUAUAGCUCAUCGUUUAAACACGAUAAGAGACUGUGACAGGAUCCUGGUAUUAAAGGACGGACAAGUUAAGGAAUUUGACAGGUUCGAUAGGUUAUUGAACACCAAAGGAAGUGUCCUGCGAGAAAUGAUUGAAAAGCUAGGAGUGUGA